AUGGAACAAAGUGAAGGUGAACAGGAAUCCCAGCCAGAGAGUCACGUGGAUAGCAAGAGCAGCGUGAAAUCCUUGCCUGGGGGAGCAGCCCAUGUCAAACUAGAGAUAAAAAAACAUGCAGUUACGGAUGACUACAAACUCUCUAAACGAGUGCUGGGGUUAGGAAUCAAUGGCAAAGUACUGGAGUGUUUCAACAAGGAGACAGGCCAGAAAUGUGCUUUGAAGCUCCUGUAUGACAACCCAAAAGCCCGUCAGGAAGUAGAAUAUCAUUGGCGAGCAUCAGGGUGUCCCCACAUUGUCCAUGUCCUGGAUGUUUAUGAGAAUAUACAUCAUGGAAAGAGAUGCCUCCUCAUUGUCAUGGAAUGCAUGGAGGGAGGAGAGCUGUUUAGCAGGAUCCAGGAGAGAGGAGAUCAAGCUUUCACUGAGAGAGAGGCCUCUGAGAUAAUGAGAGACAUCGGAACAGCCAUCCAGUAUCUGCAUUCAAUGAACAUUGCCCAUAGAGACGUCAAGCCUGAAAAUUUACUUUACACAUCUAAAGAGAAGGAUACAGUGCUCAAACUCACAGACUUCGGCUUUGCCAAAGAAACCACUGUGCAAAAUGCACUGCAGACCCCCUGUUACACUCCUUAUUAUGUUGCCCCAGAAGUCCUUGGUCCUGAGAAGUAUGACAAAUCAUGUGACAUGUGGUCAUUGGGUGUCAUCACGUAUAUUCUCUUGUGUGGGUUCCCUCCAUUCUACUCAAACACUGGUCAAGCCAUUUCUCCAGGGAUGAAGAGAAGAAUUCGGAUGGGGCAAUAUGGAUUUCCCAAUCCAGAGUGGGCUGAAGUAUCAGAGGAAGCCAAACAACUGAUUCGCCAUUUACUGAAGACCGACCCAACAGAGAGGAUGACAGUUUCUCAAUUUAUGAAUCACCCUUGGAUUAACAGAUCAAUGGCAGUGCCACCAACACCUCUUCAUACUGCACGGGUCCUGCAAGAGGAUAAAGACCACUGGGAUGAAGUUAAAGAGGAGAUGACCAGUGCUUUGGCUACCAUGAGGGUGGACUAUGAUCAGGUGAAAAUCAAAGACUUGAAAACAUCCAACAACCGCCUUCUGAACAAACGCCGUAAGAAGCAGAAGCAGGCAGGCACCUCUUCUGCAGCCCCAGGGUGCAAUAACCAAUGAGAAGAGAAACCAAGGACCUGUGGGUGGAGGGUGAAAGCUGAAAGGAACAAUUUGAAAUCAGUAUGAUCAACUCGGUCCGAACCACAGAGGCAAUGAGACCAUGACGAAGAUAUCCUGCAAAGAGGGAGCAGUAUGAACAAUUACAUUUUUAUAACUGGAAUCAGGGCUUUGCUUUUGAAGGCUAAUAUGUGUGUGACAUGAGUCUGUUGCACAUCACUAGGGA
Tauraco erythrolophus (red-crested turaco) is the source of this 1387-nucleotide messenger RNA. RefSeq names its product MAPK activated protein kinase 3 (gene MAPKAPK3). Gene Ontology annotation, biological process: protein phosphorylation. Lineage: Eukaryota; Metazoa; Chordata; Aves; Musophagiformes; Musophagidae. Gene Ontology annotation, molecular function: ATP binding; protein kinase activity. The record is from RefSeq and is a predicted model, not a curated record.